AUCUCACAAUGAUUUCCAAUGCAGCCAAGAAGGUCGUGGUCAUCAUGGGUGCCGGGCCCGGCACAGGCUUCGCCAUUGCCAAGCGCUUCGCUCUGGCCGGCCACCCCGUCGCUCUUCUAGCCCGCCAGCGCUCCCGCCUAGAAAGUCUGGCAGAGGAGAUUAACAGCCUCAAGGCCGGUCCUGCGCACGUCUUUGAUGCCGAUGCUUCCAAGAAGCAGAGCGUCGAUGCUGCUUUCACUGAGAUCACUCGCUACUAUCAGGGCACAAGCGAAAAGGCAAAGGUGUGGGGAGCAGUCUACAACCCCGGGGGAUUCUUGAUGUCCCCUCUGCUCGAGGUGACCGAGGAGAAGUUGAGGCAGAUUGUAGAUGUGCAAUUCUUCGGUGGGUUCUUCUUCGCACAAGCCUACCUCAAUGCUCUGACCAAGGGCGAGGAAGGCUCAGCCGCAUCUUCGGAUGACAAUGAGGCACGAGGUUUCCUGGCUUUCACUGGAGCUUCCGCCUCGCUCAAGGGUUCGGCCAAGUUCGCCGCCUUCAGUGCCGCUAAAGGAGCUCUGCGUAACCUGGCCCAGUCUACUGCAAGAGAGUGGCAGCCGCAGGGAGUGCACGUCUUCCACUCCAUCGUUGAUGGGUUCAUCGACACCGAAGCCACACGUGGCAUGCUCGGCACAGACUUCAAGCCCCACACCCGCAUUGACCCAGCAGACAUUGCAGAGAGCUACUACCGCGUAGCUGCCCAGAAGCGGUCUGCCUGGACACACGAGCAGGAUUUGAGGCCCUUCUCUGAGACGUUCUGAAUGAGAGAAUAGUUCUGGACGAGGGGAGCGAAAGUCGAUGAAAGGCGCAAGGAUAGUGACUGUGGACAUCAUCAAUGUGGCCAAUGCGGAACGCAAUAAUAGAAAGCCAGUUCCAUACACUCCAUCACAUGUUUGUUUGCCCUGAUAAUUUCGUACCAAAAGAAUUGCGUCGCGCUGUCGAAUUCUCCCCUCUUU
This is a messenger RNA of Microstroma glucosiphilum, 989 nucleotides long. Its product is annotated as NAD(P)-binding protein. NCBI's taxonomy places the organism in Eukaryota, Fungi, Basidiomycota, Exobasidiomycetes, Microstromatales, Microstromataceae. The record is from RefSeq and is a predicted model, not a curated record. Bases 9 to 794 code for a protein of 261 amino acids. The transcript has 2 exons.